UUAAGCUAUGGCUGUCGAAUUGUCGAUCGACAAGCGUAAGCCGUGGUGUAGUAUUAAGAUUUAGUUAAUAUUUUUUGUGUAAAAUAAUGUCUAAUGUAAGUUGAAUAUUAACUAUUCGACAAAUACAAAGUAUGGCAUUGUGGGGCUGAUAAGUGUUGUGAUUAAGGGGCGGUUUUCGUCCUUGUAAGCUCCAUAUACAAUAAUUGCUUUGGUGAGAUAAAACUACUACAGCUGAAAUAAAAUUGGCUACAAAGAUGGCACAAGUAGGAGCUAAUAUGGAGUAUCAGGAAUAUAAGUGGGCUUAUUCAAUUAUGGAUUCUUCAAAAGUAUCAGCAUGCCUUAUUUCUAUGCUGCUGAUAGUAUACGGCAGCUUUCGUUCUCUAAACAUGGAGCGGGAGGCAAGAGAGAGGGCAGAGAAGGAAAGAGAGGCAACUCUACUCGGCGGCAAGCCUUCGACUACCUCCUCUUCUAACAGUAAUGUACAAACGUUGAGCACGAUGCAAGCACUGUGCUUCCCGCUAGGCUCGUCCGUGGCGCUGCUCAUCAUGUUUUUCUUCUUUGACUCCAUGCAGACUCUCGUUGCUAUUUGCACAGCUAUAAUAGCGUGCGCGGCGCUGGCGUUCCUGCUGACGCCGCUGUGCCAGUACGUGGCGGGCGGCUCGUCGCGCGCGCUGUGCGGCCGCUACUCCGCGCCCGAGCUGGCCGCCGCGCUGCUCGCCGCCGCCAUCGUCGCCGUGUGGGUGCUCACCGGCCACUGGCUGCUCAUGGACGCUAUGGGAAUGGGUCUGUGCGUAACGUUCAUCGCACUAAUCCGGCUACCUUCGCUGAAGGUUUCAACGCUAUUGCUGACGGGACUGCUACUUUACGAUGUGUUUUGGGUCUUUUUCUCUUCAUAUAUUUUCACCACGAAUGUGAUGGUCAAAGUGGCUACAAGGCCAGCGGAAAACCCAAUGAACGUGGUUGCGCGCCGGCUGCAGCUAGGCGGCGCCAUGCGGGACGCGCCCAAGCUGUCGCUGCCCGCCAAACUAGUUUUCCCCUCUAUGCACCACCAGGGACACUUCUCCAUGCUGGGUCUUGGUGACAUCGUAAUGCCGGGCUUACUACUGUGUUUCGUUUUGAGAUACGAUGCCUAUAAAAAAGCGACGCUUGUUUGUCAAAUGGGCCAAGUACCCGGCCCUCGAUCUAUGGGUUCCCGUCUAACCUACUUCCACUGCUCGCUACUGGGUUAUUUCCUGGGGCUGCUGACGGCCACGGUGUCAGCGGAGGUGUUCAAGGCAGCGCAGCCUGCUCUGCUGUACCUCGUGCCGUUUACGCUUCUACCGCUGCUCACUAUGGCCUAUGUUAAGGGGGAUCUCAGAAGAAUGUGGAGCGAACCGUUUAUAGCACCUACGACGGGCAAAUUAGGAGCUGAUUUCGAUGUGUGACUGCCUUGUUAAUCUACAUAGGAACACAGCCAGAGGCCACAACAUCUUCAGUUAGGUCUAACGUCUACUUCUUAAUAUUUAUCAAUUUAGACAUUCAAAAUGUUGAUUAGAAAUAUACAGGAAGUAGAUACUAAAAAUAUGGUAAAGUAUUAUGAGUUAAAAGGCAAGGUAUGCUGUAAGUAAUGCUCUUUUUUAUUAUGAAAGUAGAAAGUUAUUGCUUAUAAGUAAAAAUGAUUUGUUAAACUAUUGAAGUGGAAACUUUCAAAACUAGUUGUCAUAUAAAAAUCCGAUAUCUUGUAUAAAAUAUCUUGCUUUACAAACCUAACUGCACUUGCGCAUUGGCCUCAGUGAACAUUAAUUUGUUUAUGACAGAGAUAAUAUAAAGACAUAAGAUGUAUGUUAAGGUUAGUUGGUAUGCUUCUAUUUUGUUUUAAAAAUGGUCAGAAGUUACAGGAGAUGGUAAUUUUAAAUAAGUGAGUUAGAACAGUGAAAGGAUAUGACUAUGAUGAUGAUUUAAUGUUAUUUCUAUUAAACUCUUACUCAAUUUUUAACGGAAUAAAAAAUAAUUGGUGAUAAAUGUGUAUUUCGAUGAAUUUUUUUGUAAAAAAACUAUUUAGAAAACAAGGGAGCCAAUUAAUCAUUUUCAUCAAAUGGUGUAGUAUAAUUAAUUGCCCUUUCAAUUUAUCGAUUGCUAAAGAGAAUAUGCAUGUAGCUAAAUAAAAAUGUAACUUUUUAUAAAUAUGUGAAGGUAGCUUUUUGUGGGAACUGUUUUAUUUCCCUUUAUAAAAUAUUCUCUAAACAUUCACCCAAAAAGUAAAAUAUUUGUAUACCUCAUAAAUGAUUUAAUGUAAGAAGUACAUUUUUGUACCAUCCACAUUAUAAUGAACUAAAUAUAUUUUUACAUCUAUUUUUCUUUUUUUAAUUUAAGAUUGUGUUUAGCUUAUUUCAAAAUUGUGAAGUCGCAGACGAAAUGUACCUAGCCUAUGUACCUAACAUUUUUGAGAUUAUAGAUUUUUCUACAUUAUUUAUACACCAACUAUUGUUGACUUAUGAAUGUCACACUAUAAUAAUUUAUAUUUAAUCUGUUUAAACGAAAAUUAUCAAAGUAUUUUGUAGAAAAUAUGCAUAUUCUCGAUUAGAGAAAAUAACAAGCUCGUCACACUUUUCAUUUCGCUGUCUUUACUGAUAAUUAUACAGCAUGCCAAACAACAGACUCAGACACAACUGGUUUCAGACAAGGACAUAUAUAGCAUCUCAAAAAUCGCGCCUCACUACAUAAUUUAAUAGUGCAGAAUUGCUUUGAAACAAUUCUUCAAUAAUAUUUACAUUAAAAGCAAAACAUUUCUCUAGAUUUUUUAAAACUUUUAUUAUAAUAAAUUAAUAUAAAGUAUUGAGAAUAAACCAAAUAUUAGAAUGAACUAGGUUCUCAGCACUCAUUUUAGUUUCUUGCAACUUGAAAGUAGCUUAACAGAUUAAUAUUGUUAUACAUACUUGAAACCACCUUUCAUGAAUCUCAUUUAAAGUUAACUGUGCAGAUGCCAUGUUUUCUGUAUACCUUUAUACUUAUAACUAAUGAUAUAAAUUUCUCAAAUUAAGACUAAUUUAAGCAUUUUUUUAAAUGAUAACAAUUAUAAAAUAUGUAAUAUUUAAGUUUGGACAACCAUUCAUUUCUUUAAAAACACUUACAUUGUCUGAUGACUAUUGCACCUUGUUAUAAGAGUUAUGAAAAUGAAUUGAAUGAAAAAAAGCUACAUAAGAUUUAUUUAUUUGGUAGAUAUAUUGAUCAAACAUCUAAAUUAAUGCCCGUCAUAAAUUAUUAAAAUACCUUUUAUUAUUAAUUGAAGUAGUUUUUAAUAUAAAGGUAUAUGAGUUCUAAGGUUUAUUUUGUCAUUAUGAACAAAACUUUAUUAUCACUGCCUUAGACUGAUGUUUUCAAUGAAGAUUUUUUCUAUAUGUUAAAGGAGUAUUAUAAAAAGAUAAUACCCUAACUAGAAUUUAGGCUAAAUUGUUGUUGUAAUUAUAGCAACCCUAAUGUUGUAAAAUAUUUGAUUGAAUUUAAUAAAUUUAUUUUAGAUUUAAGUGAACAGAGUGUAGAGGAUAAUGUCAAACUUUUUUUACUAAUAUUUUUCCUUUUUUUAUUAUCCUUUAUUAGAUUUAUGAUAUGAAACUAAUAAAUAUUGAACAGUAUUGUUUUGUAAUGGUGAUAUAAUUUUAUUGAGGCUUUUACAUGAUGGUUUGUCGAAUAGAUUCCAAUGUUUUAUUUUAUAGCAUAAUUUUUUCCUAACCACCUUCCAGUGGACUUAUUGUGUGAUCAUGUAUCUAGAAAAUUGUGUUUGAUAUUAAAAACGACCGAAUAUAUAAGAUCUGGCUAAGUUUGUUGCUUUUGUAAUUGAAUAUUUCGUAUUUGUUUUUGGAAUAUUUUUAAAGAGAUAAUAUCAACUGUUUUUCCAUUGUGUACAUAAGAUAUUGUGAAAUUGAUGUAAUAUGUCACUGUCUCAUCACAUCUAAAGUGUUAAUGUAUAUAUUGCCCACACAUGACAUUCUACUUAUCCACAAGUAUGGAAAAAUACAUUUAAUAUUUUUAUAUGUAAGUGAUGGUUGGUAACAAUGCUUAAUAAAAAUAUUAAAUGAGAA
Nymphalis io (European peacock) is the source of this 4058-nucleotide messenger RNA. RefSeq names its product signal peptide peptidase-like 3 (gene SppL). Gene Ontology annotation, biological process: membrane protein proteolysis. The record is from RefSeq and is a predicted model, not a curated record. Gene Ontology annotation, molecular function: aspartic endopeptidase activity, intramembrane cleaving. Lineage: Eukaryota; Metazoa; Arthropoda; Insecta; Lepidoptera; Nymphalidae. The transcript has 10 exons. The coding region runs from base 255 to 1424 and encodes 389 amino acids. Gene Ontology annotation, cellular component: cytoplasmic side of endoplasmic reticulum membrane; Golgi-associated vesicle membrane; lumenal side of endoplasmic reticulum membrane.